UGCCGGCUGAGAAUGAGGGAGGCACCACCACCGCCCCCACCACCAUCGGUCGCCGCCAGGAACUUGUUUUAGCUCCGGCAGCCACCUUUCCUUUCUGCAGUAACUUUGCCUGAAAGAUGCGCCAGUUCUAAGGUUGCUCUCCUUGAUGCGUGGCUAAAGCUUUUGUGGGCUUUCCUCAAUUCUACCAGCAGAGUUAUGGUCGAGAGAUGAUUGUUUUCUGUAAGACUCCUAGAUUGCGUGCAUAUUGUUCUUUCUUUCUCUCUCCCUCGGCGCGGUUGGCGCCAGAUCUUCUCAGCAGCGGGAAAAGACGCGCAAAGAUUUCUCCCGACUGUCCGAUUACUGAGAUAUAACUUUACAUGUUUUGCGAGUAGAGCGAGUCAUUUUCGUUUGCUUGGUGGUGAAGACAGAAAUUCUUCUCGACCUUGCGUUUUGGUGCCGCUGUUUCCACGGCUGUAUAUCUAUGUUUUUUUGAAUGGCUGCACCAUGGCUACCGCAACGAUGGUUUGCAGAGUGCAGUUUCUGGACGACACCGAUCCUUUCAAUAGUACUAAUUUUCCUGAACCCACCCGGCCUCCCCUCUACUCCUUCAGGGAAGACAUCCCCCUGGUCACCCAACUGGCCGGGGUCCACCGCCUGCUAAAAGCUCCGCAAAAGCUUGAUGAUUGUGCACUGCAGUUGUCUCACAAUGGUACCUACUUGGAUUUAGAAUCUACUCUAGCUGAGCAAAAGGAUGAGUUGGAAGGUUUCCAGGGAGAAUUUGGUAGGGGCAAAAAACACAGCAUAAUUCUGAGAACCCAACUUUCAGUCCGAGUCCAUGCCUGCAUUGAGAAAUUGUACAACUCAAAUGGACGGGAGUUAAGGCGGGCCCUCUUCUCCUUGAAACAGAUAUUUCAAGAUGACAAGGAUUUGGUUCAUGAAUUUGUUAUAGCAGAAGGCCUGGCUUGUUUAAUAAAAGUGGGAGCUGAGGCAGACCAGAACUACCAGAAUUACAUCUUGAGAGCACUGGGACAAAUUAUGCUGUAUGUUGAUGGGAUGAAUGGACUAAUAAAUCACAAUGAAACCAUCCAGUGGUUGUACAUACUCAUUGGGUCUAAGUUUCGCCUGGUUGUAAAGACAGCACUGAAAUUGUUUCUUGUUUUUGUGGAGUAUACGGAAUCCAAUUCAUCCCUUCUUAUUGAAGCAGUGGCUACUGUCGAUGCAAAAAGGGGUCUCAAGCCAUGGUCCAGUGUCAUGGAGAUUUUGGAGGAAAAGGAUGGACUUGAUACAGAGUUACUAGUUUAUGCAAUGACUUUAAUAAAUAAGACAUUAUCUGGCUUGCCAGAUCAAGAUUCUUUUUAUGAUGUUAUUGACUGUCUAGAAGAGCUGGGGAUGGAAAAAAUUUCCCGGAAGCAUCUGAACAAGAAAGGAUCAGAUUUGGAUUUAAUAGAGCAAUUCAACAUUUAUGAGAUGACAUUGAGACAUGAAGAUGGUGAUGCUAGUGGAGAACCUCUUCCUAUUGCCUGCAAAGACAGAAGAAGGGCCAGUCUUGGUUCCAGUGAACGAAGAGGGCUGGAACGUAGGAAGAGCAGGAGGCAUUCCAUUCAGAGUGUCAAGAAUACUUUAUCAGCCCCUGCUAGCCCCUGCACUCAUUCAAGCCCUAAUUUCAUGUGUGGCCAUAGACAGAGCACUGAAGAAUGUAGUGAGAAAGAGAAGGCUUAUGACAAGGAUGAAGAACAGCCAGUCAUAGAGCCUGGUACAGAGGAUGAGAGGGAGGAAGAGGCUACGGGGCAGGUCAAUGCCAGUGGGUUCUCAGAAAUACGGAAGGUUAAACAUGCUCCACAGAAUUCUGAUACUUCAGUCAUCUCAGGUGUUAUUUCUCAGGAUGAAAGGCUUCCCAUGAACUGUAGAACAAAUAUUUCCAGUAGCUCAUCAUCCCUUGAUUCAGUUGCUUUGCAUCCUUUUUCUCAUCAUUCAUCACCCUCCUCAUCUUUCAAAAUUAUUUCCCAAAAUUCAUCAUGUAUUACUCCAAAGACAUCUCCAAAUGUUGAGAAAUUACCUUAUUUACCACAUAGUCCCUUUCACCUGUUCUCUUAUGAUGUUGAAGAGCCUCAAACAGCAAUGAAAGAAAAGGAGGCAGAAGAGUUCAGAGAAAACAGGACAUCUUUGGGUGGUCUCCUUACAUCAUCAUAUAGGCAACACCAAGAGUCCUUGGCAGUAGAAAGAGAACGGAGACGUCAAGAGAGAGAGGAGAGGCUGCAAAGAAUAGAACGUGAAGAGAGAAACAAAUUCAAUCAAAAUUAUCUAGAUAAAAGAGAAGAGCUGAGACAAGCAAGAGAAGAGAGAUAUAAACACUUGGAGAAAUUGGCAGCUGAAGGAUGUGAAAAGGAGCUGAGAAAUCGAAAUUUAUGUUGGGACAGGAGUGACUUAUCCUUGAAUUUGGGUGGUUCUUCAAUCCCAACUGUUACCAUUCCCAAGUGUGCCAGCCCAGGUUCAACAGAUUCACAUAAGAAACCAUCAACUUGUGUGACUUCUUGCAUAACAUCACAAAUUCUAGAAGUGAGUGCCAGUCAAUUUGAAUCUGAACCUGAACCUGAAGCCAAGGGAGAAACAAAAUCAGAGCAGGAAGAUGAGCCCAAGUUCAAGCAGGGAACAGAAACACUCAAAGCAGUAAAAGGUGCAGAGGUAGAAGUGGGUCGAGAGCCAGAGAAAGAAGAAGUUGCAUUAAGUGAAAAAGAAAGGCAAAAUGAAGAUGUGAAUGAAAAAGACAACUGCUCGGCAUCCAGUCUCUCUUCAGCAAGCAGCACUUUAGAGAGGGAAGAACCAGAGCAAAAACUAAGCAAUAAAGAUAACGCUGGCCCAUGUUUGCAAUCCAUACAAGAUGAUGAUGAUGAUGUGAAUGACCAAUACAACAACAUCCUCAACAAUAAACGGUUCAUGCUGGAUAUGCUGUAUGCCCAUAAUAACUUGCCUUUUACCAAGGAUGAAAGAGUUAAAGAUUUGGAGGCAAAGAUAGAUAUAAAGAAGGUGUUGAAUGCAAGUGAUGAUACUGUUAUCAGCCUACCUAGCAGGAUUUCAGUUCUACAAACUAGUAAGCAGGCCAAAGAUGAAUGUAUAAAAAAAAUGGAAAUUGGAAGUUUGGAAAAUCAAGGCAAUGUGAAGAUCUUUGCAGAAAGAUUCAACAGUGGUGAUGUGGCCAAAAUUUCUAAUUUACCUGAAAAUAAUCUUAAUGAAAAGAUUUCUGAAAAAAAACCACUGCAAGUUAAAACAGAAUCUGACUUUAUUUGGGAUCAACUCUUGGCUAGUCCAAGAAAAUUGAAAAUCAAAGAUAUGGAUUUCACAGAUUUAGGAGAUGAGGAUGAUAUUGACAUAUUGGAUAUACAGAUCAGUCCUAGUGAUUCCCUGGUUCCUCCUCCCCCACCUAUACCUUCUGUUUUAGGUUUUCCUCCUCCACCCCCUCCAUUGCUUUAUAGAUGUCCUCUUCCACCCCCACCUUCUGGUAAUUUAUUGGCUCCAUGUCUGUCCAGCGCUCCUCAAGGUUUAGUGUCAUCCCCACUUCCUAGAGAUCAAGCAAACUUUAUAAAAAAGAAGAAAACCAUUCGUCUCUUUUGGAAUGAGGUGAGGCCAUUUGAAUGGCAGUGCAAGAAAAACAGACAUUGCAAAGGAUUCCUGUGGUCAAAACUAGAGCCUAUUAAAGUAGACACUGCCAAAUUAGAACACCUCUUUGAAACUAAAUCCAAGGAUCUUCCUAUCACAAAGAAAACUGCUGCAGAUGGCAAGAGGCAAGAAAUCAUUGUCCUGGAUUCCAAGCGGAGCAAUGCUAUUAAUAUAGGGCUGACUGUAUUACCACAUCCAAGGACAAUCAAGGUUGCCAUUUUGAACUUUGAUGAAUAUGCCUUAAAUAAGGAAGGAAUAGAGAAAAUUCUUACAAUGAUUCCCACAGAAGAGGAAAAGCAGAAAAUACAAGAAGCUCAGUUAGCCAAUCCUGAUAUCCCUCUGGGUACUGCUGAACAGUUCCUACUGACUCUGUCUUCCAUUACUGAACUGACUCCUAGACUUCAGCUCUGGGCAUUUAAAAUGGAUUAUGAGCUUGUGGAAAAGGAGAUUGCAGAACCACUUUUGGACCUAAAGGAAGGAAUGGACCAGUUAGAGAACAAUGCUACCUUUGGAUUUAUUCUUUCUGCUCUCUUAGCUAUUGGAAAUUUUCUCAAUGGAACCAAUACCAAAGCCUUUGAACUAAGCUACCUUGAGAAAGUGCCUGAAGUCAAAGACACAGUCCAUAAACAAUCUCUUCUUCAUCAUGUAUGCACAAUAGUGGUGGAAACAUUUCCAGAUAGCACAGAUCUUUAUUCUGAAAUUGGAGCUGUCACUAGAUCAGCCAAGGUUGACUUUGAACAGCUUCAGGAUAACUUAUGUCAAAUGGAAAAAAGAUGCAAAGCAUCAUGGGAUCAUUUGAAGGCCAUUGCGAAGCAUGAAAUGAAAUCAACAUUAAAGCAGAAAAUGUCAGAGUUUCUUAAAGACUGUGCAGAAAGAAUAAUAAUUUUAAAAAUUGUCCACAGGAGAAUAAUCAACAGGUUCCACUCCUUCUUGUUAUUUUUGGGCUAUCCUCUUUAUGCAAUCCGUGAAAUCAACAUCAAUAAAUUCUGCAAAAUUAUUUGUGAAUUUGCACUGGAGUAUCGUACCACCAGGGAACGGGUUUUGCAACAGAAACAGAAGCGAGCCAACCACAGAGAAAGGAACAAAACCAGAGGGAAAAUGAUCACAGAUACAGAUGAAGAAGAUGACAUUGAGUGUGGAAAAUUCUCUAGUAGCUCUCCAACACCUCAAAAUCAACUGCAAGGGCUCCAAGAUGCUGAAGAUGCUGUAGAACAUGAGAACAUGAAAGCUGUUCUGAAGAUAUCAUCUCCAACUGGAGAGAACAUUGCAUUAGGAAUGCGCACUCGAUCCAGGGCCAGUCAAGUUUCAGGCAAUGCAGGUUCAUGGAACCCUAGCAACGAUGAUUUGACUAAUGCUACAGACAAUGCAGCAGAUGAAAUAAUGGAUCGUAUUGUCAAGUCUGCCACACAAGUACCAAGUCAGCGUGUAGUGCCCAAAGAAAGGAAGCGAUCAAGAGCAAACAGGAAGUCAAUAAGGAGGACAUUGAAGAGUGGAUUGUCUCCAGAAGAAGCCAAAGCUUUGGGUCUGAUGGGUACUUCAGAGAUGCAAGUGUGAUUACAGCAAUUAAAUCUGCUAAAGGGAAAAAAAUCUUCCUCUUUUUUUUUCAUGCACACAUGCCAUCAACAGUCUUCAAAUGCAACACCCCUCUGCCAGUUUCAGCUGCUAUUUGUUUUGUCCCACUGCUGCCUGACACUGAAUCAAAUAAUAAACUUAAAAUUAGUAAACUAAUCUUGUAAUCUUGUAA
This is a messenger RNA of Notechis scutatus (mainland tiger snake), 5377 nucleotides long. RefSeq names its product formin homology 2 domain containing 3 (gene FHOD3). Lineage: Eukaryota; Metazoa; Chordata; Lepidosauria; Squamata; Elapidae. Gene Ontology annotation, biological process: cortical actin cytoskeleton organization; sarcomere organization; cardiac myofibril assembly. Gene Ontology annotation, molecular function: actin filament binding. Gene Ontology annotation, cellular component: cytoskeleton; cytoplasm. The record is from RefSeq and is a predicted model, not a curated record.